UCUAACUUUCCUCCCUGAGCGAUCCCUUCCCGCUCUCCAGAUGCUCUGGCAGUGGCGCUUCCACUAACACGUCAACGUCCGAGGAGAAAACAUCGAUGGAGUAAGUCCUCAAGGACCGUCCUUUGUGGUACUGACUUUCAUUCCGAGGCAGUUAUCCGUGUUAUCGUGUUUCUCAAAUGAGCUUUACAAGAGAAAAAAGAAAGGAAAAUAUGAUGACUUUUCCGGACUGAAAGAACUUCUAGGGCUGAUGGAGAUGCAUAUGGAAAAAGUAGGAGAUAUAGAAAUAAUAAAGUGCAAUGUUAACAAUUCAGAAAGUUGUCGGUCUAAUGAAUUGGAAGAGAGAAGUGAGAAAGCUGAAGCAAAGUGUGCUGAAUUAGAAUUAGAGCUUCAGAAGAAAAAUAAGUAUUGUGAAGAACUUGAGGCUAAAUUUAAUUUACUGAAAAAUGGAAAAUUUGCAAUGGACGAUAAGCUGAAGUUUUUGAGCUCAUCAAGUGAAGCGCUCAAAACAAACCAAUUCAGUAGUGAAAGAGAGAAGAAGAAGAAGAAGAAGGAUGUUGAUUUAGAAGAGGAGGAUGAAGGGGAAGAUAAGGUUUCUCAACUAACAGUUGAAAUGAGGGUCUUGGAAAUUGAGAAGAUAAAGGCUGAGAGUGAGGCUCAGGUCUGGAAAGAAAGAUUCAAGAGAUUGGAAUCAAAGGCAUUGGAGUCAGGGCUGAAACUUGCCAAUUUUCAUGAAGGAAAUGGAGUGCAAGAUAGCGUCUUGGUUAAACCUGAAGAAUUCUCACAUCCAGGAACUAGCUUGAACUUCUUGCAGAAGCAGGGGAAAGUGAUGAAUAUGGAUGAUGUUGCUUCUUGCAACUCGCUAUCAGCAGGGACUACUUCUACUGAAAUCUGUUGGGGAUAUCUUUUACAUGACAAAGCACCGCUUUACAGGAGAGCUAGAAAACAUUUGGCUUUAGAAUCUGAGCAGAGUCCCUGCAACAAGAUGGUUCCAUGUACACCUAGGGGUCAAAAACCUUCUACCAAUGCAGUUUACAUUAUUGACAGUGAUGAUGAACCUAAUAUUACCCAACAACCUAUGCUGGAUAAUCAGGAUAGCGGAAACAUUUCUUUUUCAACAUGUGUUGCAACAGAAGAAGAAAAGUUGUCAGAUAAGAGUUUGAAAGCGAGUUCUUAUGGUGGAAACAAUGAAGAUUUGAAUUUUGGCACGGAUUUACAAUUUACUGCAAGGCCUAAGAGGAAACGAACACAGAAUGUUGUUACUAGUGAGUCUGAAAGUGAUGAUGAUAAGCUGCCAAUUUCUAAACUCAGGAGGAUGAUAAGUGCUGACCAAGUCAGAUGCAACUUGAAUGAAUUAGUGAUUGCCACAUCUCCUGUAGAUGACCAGGUCACUGAUACUGUAACCCCUAGGCGGCGUCUAGUGCCCCUCAGAAAAUGUGUGAUUAAGAGUCAGCAAGAUAAAAAGUCUUUAUGUGGACCUAGUGAGGACAAGCAUGAGCAAAUUAUCCCUACGAAUGGGGAGACUGAUGAUGAUGAAUUGGAAGAGGUUUCAUCAGACAGUGAGGAGGGAAGCUUAAGUAAUUUUAUUGUCCAUGAUUCUGAUGUAUCUGAUCAAGAAGAUGCAUCUUGCGAUGGUAAGGCAGAAUCUCAUUCGCAGGAUGUAUCUGAUGGUCAGGUAGAUAGAAAGUCUUCAUGUAGACCUAGUGAGGACAAGCAUGAGCAAGGUAUCCUUGCAAAUAAGGAGAUUGAUGACAACAAGUCAGAUGAGGUUUCGCCAGCCAGUGGGGAGGGAAGCUUAGGUAGUUUUAUUGUCCAUGAUUUGGAUGCAUCUGAAGACGCAUCCGAUGGUGAUGUAGACUCUGAUUCCCGGGACGUAUCUGAUGGGGAUCUAAACUUAAAUGAGAUUCUUUCACAAAUACAAAGGAAUAAAGACCAGAAAAGGAAGUGGGAAUUUGAGGCUGACAUGCUUGCAGCAUUCGGAAAGGAUCCUCAAAUAUGCAUGAAGGCUGUAUGUACUCUUUAUCGUCAGCAAACUUCUGAGGAACGGACAAUCAAGGGAUCAUUGCACUACAAUGGGAGGGGAUUUAGCAAUGUUGAUGCUUUCAGAGGCAGUACUUUGGCUGAGUUCCUCACCGAUGGAGAUCCCCUCGGUGAUGUGAAAAAGUCUGUCAAGGAGUUGAAGGAAUAUGAUCCGAAAGGAGUUGAAAUAUGCAGAACAAUGGCGCUUCGCUACUCAAAGCAGCUUUUUGAAAUCUACAAGAACAAAGAAGAUCCUUUCUUUCCGUGAGAACGUAGGCCAGCAACAUUUGAAUCAUUGUGAUGAUCGUGCAAGAUGACAGCAGAGGGAAUGACCCUGUAAAUGAAGAUAACCCAUUCAGCAAACACAAUCGUUAUGUAAAUAAUAAUGUUGCGGAGGUAAACCACGAGUUAAAAAAAGGAAUGUGUGAAGGACAAGUUAACGAGGAAAGAGGAAAGCGCGGAGGAGCCCGUGUGAGAAGGAGGAGGGCAUUAUAAAAAGGAAGUUUGGUGAUUGUUCAUCUUGGCCGGCCGAACAUCUCUCCCACAAUUUUUGCAUACGGGGCUUUCUCUCACUUCUCUCUAUCUUAAAAGUUUGAAGACAGAGAGGGAGGGAGAGGGAGAGACAAAGGAAAACAGAAGAGAACAGGAUUGA
This is a messenger RNA of Prosopis cineraria, 2668 nucleotides long. RefSeq lists its product as uncharacterized. Bases 248 to 2284 code for a protein of 678 amino acids. Lineage: Eukaryota; Viridiplantae; Streptophyta; Magnoliopsida; Fabales; Fabaceae. The record is from RefSeq and is a predicted model, not a curated record. The transcript is spliced from 5 exons.